Tinamus guttatus (white-throated tinamou) is the source of this 636-nucleotide messenger RNA. NCBI's taxonomy places the organism in Eukaryota, Metazoa, Chordata, Aves, Tinamiformes, Tinamidae. The record is from RefSeq and is a predicted model, not a curated record.
UAUUGGUAUAGUUAUGGACUGUGUUGACAGUCUUCACUACAGUUGGCUACUAGAGUGAAUGUGUUGCAUGUACCACUUCUCUAAUUUUAAAUCCAAGUAUUAUUGCACUGGACAAAGCUAACAUUUCAUGUGAAUUUCUUCUCUCUUAGACUGCAACAAGUUUUAAAAUGUACCUUGAAAACUGGAACAUUCAGACAGCUGCCUGGCUAAAACGAGUUUGUUAUGACAGAGCUCCUUGGUACCCUACAGCUUUAACAUUUAUCCUGUCGGCCCUGUGGCAUGGUGUCUAUCCUGGAUAUUAUUUUACAUUCCUCACAGGAAUCCUUGUCACACUCGCAGCCAGAGCAAUAAGAAGCAAUUGCAGACAUUACUUCCUCGCACCAGUGCCUCUCAAGGUAGUCUAUGAUAUUGUUACCUGGCUUGUCACUCAGCUGGCCGUUUGCUAUACGGUUGCACCUUUUGUUAUGCUGGCUGUUGAGCCCACAAUUAAGUUUUACAAGUCUAUGUAUUUUCACAUGCAUAUCCUAAGCAUCCUGGUUUUGCUAGUGUUACCAGCCAGACCUCAAGCUCACUCUGCAAGAAGGCCUCAAAACCAGGUCACGCAGAACUCCAUUAAAAACAAAGACAAAUGACACU